GGUUACAAAAGAUAAGUCAGGUUUUGUUCAACUUGGGCUUUAGAUGGGCCCUAAGUGAGGCCCAUUGUAAAUUGCUAUUGAGCGUCUGUCUCCUGCGCGAUGAUUCUGGAAACCGAUGGAGGGUUUUAACUUGCCUUGGUGCGUGGGGUUUACCUGCGAGCAAAGUGUCUGAAUCUUUAGAUUUGGCGAUGAUGAAUUUGCUGAGAAGUGCGGUCUCAUCUUCUAAGCGAAGCUCGCUUCUUCGCAUAGUCGCUGUUGCUACCGCUACUUCUGGAGUUGUUUAUAGUACUGAUACAGGAACGAGAAUAUCAAUGGCUAUCCCAGAACCUUUUCAGAUCUCACAGAGUUUGAUUAAUCGCACAGAGCAAAGCUUGUUUGGAAAUUUGGCGGCGUUUUCUGCCAGAGUUAGUCCAAAACCAGAAGCAGCUGCAAGUAACGAUGAGAAGAGAGCUCAUGUUGAAGAUUCGGAUAGUGUGAAACCACCGAGUGGUGGGUUCUUGGGGAGGGAUACAAUCGCCAAUGCGGCUGCAAGAAUUGGACCAGCUGUUGUCAAUCUAUCUGUUCCUCAAGGAUUUCAUGGGAUUACUACUGGAAAGAGUAUCGGUUCUGGAACGAUCAUUGACGCUGAUGGCACAAUACUGACUUGUGCUCACGUUGUAGUCGAUUUUCAGAGCAUUCGCCAGUCAUCUAAAGGAAGGGUUGAUGUGACACUGCAAGAUGGUAGGACGUUUGAAGGUGUGGUGCUGAAUGCUGAUUUACAGUCUGACAUUGCAUUAGUGAAGAUAAACUCAAAGACUCCAUUGCCAACUGCUAAACUUGGUUUCUCGAGUAAGCUUCGUCCAGGGGACUGGGUAAUAGCUGUCGGCUGUCCUCUUUCUCUUCAGAAUACAAUAACCGCCGGUAUCGUUAGCUGUGUUGAUCGCAAAAGCAGUGAUUUGGGUUUAAGAGGCACAGGUAGAGAAUACCUCCAAACAGACUGUGCCAUCAAUGCUGGAAACUCAGGCGGGCCUCUUGUGAAUUUGGACGGAGAAGUGAUCGGUGUUAACAUCAUGAAAGUCUUAGCUGCAGAUGGGCUCGGCUUCUCUGUGCCAAUUGAUUCAGUCUCCAAAAUUAUCGAGCAUUUCAAGAAAAGCGGUAGAGUAAUUCGUCCAUGGAUUGGGCUAAAAAUGAUCGAACUCAACAAAAUGAUCAUUGCUCAGCUUAAAGAACGAUACCCGAUGUUUCCUGAUGUGGAAAAAGGCAUUCUUGUCCCUACGGUGAUUCCAGGAUCACCAGCUGAUCGAGCUGGAUUCAAACCAGGUGAUGUUGUUGUGAGAUUUGACGGCAAGCCGGUCGAGACCAUCAAAGAGUUAAUAGAGAUAAUGGACGAUAGAGUUGGGCAGCGGAUCCGAGUAGUAGUGGAAAGAUCAAGUAAAGAAACGGUCACACUAGAAGUCAUUCCUGAGGAGGCUAAUCCAGACAUGUGAGACUUGCUUUUCAAAACUACUUCAGCUGCAGAAUCAAAUAGGUAGUUUUGUAUUUGAAGGUUCCUUGGCAUCUCGGAAUAUAAACAAAACUUAUGACCAAAUACUCUGUUUGUCGGAUAGAACUUUUGUCUCUGUAACACUAAUUUCCAGUUUUAAAAAAUAUUCAAAUUUACUAGUAA
Brassica rapa (field mustard) is the source of this 1645-nucleotide messenger RNA. RefSeq names its product putative protease Do-like 14. Gene Ontology annotation, biological process: proteolysis. The record is from RefSeq and is a predicted model, not a curated record. Gene Ontology annotation, molecular function: protein binding; serine-type endopeptidase activity. Lineage: Eukaryota; Viridiplantae; Streptophyta; Magnoliopsida; Brassicales; Brassicaceae.